AUGACUGCAAGCACUCAAACUGACUCGAUGCGGUCGACGAAACUCGAAUGGGAAAGUGGCCGCCCUACCGCUCAACCCAGCCUAUUGAACCCCCUGUCCAUAAGAGGCCCAGAGGAGGAUCCCCAGAGUCUUCGGAGACUUCAGGAGACCUUAUCUCUAACGCCAUCGAGUUUGGAAGACUGCCCUAAGCGAGGGUCUGGCUGUGAUCAGAUUCUAGCUACGCCCGUGCAUUCACCAUUUCCCCACGAAUGGCAGAUCCAUGGGAUGAAACUCGUUUGCUUAUUACCCCGCUUAAACAGAGCUGUAGUGGGUGGCGGAGCGGCUGGGGGUCGAGCCUUUAGCAAUGCUGGAAAGUACGGUCUGGACUCUUACGCACCCAACAUCAAUGGAUUUCGCAGUCCUGUAUGGGGUCGAGGGCAGGAAACACCAGGGGAAGAUGCUUUCUUCCUGACGUCGGCGUAUGCCUACGAAUAUAUCACUGCUCUGCAAGGAGGUGUCGAACCAGAUUACCUCAAGAUCGUCGCUACACAAAAGCACUUCGCUGGCUACGAUCUUGAGAGCUGGAAUGACCAAGACCUUGCAGGUUAUUACACACCUCAGUUCAAGGCGGCAAUACGUGAUGCUAGGGCGAAUAGCCUCAUGUGCUCCUACAACGCGGUGAAUGGUGUACCAAGUUGCGCAAACUCAUAUCUCCUACAGACUUUGCUCCGUGACACUUGGGGCUUCAGCAACUACGACGGCUACGUUUCGGCCGAUUGUGACUCGGUUGUCAAUGUCUGGGAACCCCACUAUCAUGCGUACAACCUCUCCAUCGCAUCAUCGGAUAGUUUACUUGCCGGAACUGACAUCGAUUGUGGUCAUGCUUACGCCGAUCAUCUGAAUGAGUCCAUUAUUGCAGGGGCUGUAGCCCCGUCCGAUGUCGCCCAGGGAGUCUUCCGAUUGUACUCCAACCUGGUUCGCUUGGGUUAUUUCGACGGAAACAGCAGCACCGUGUAUCGCCAACUCACUUGGGAGGACGUGGUAUCAACUGAUGCGCAGAACAUCUCCUAUGAAUCUGCUGUUCAAGGGAUCACCCUACUCAAGAACGAUGGCACACUUCCGCUUGGAUACUCGUCGUCAGUCAAGAGUAUCGCUGUUAUCGGUCCGUGGGCCAACGCGACGGAUCAAAUGCUGGGAAAUUAUUACGGGGUUGCACCAUACAUUAUUAGCCCUCUGCAAGCUGCACAAGACACUGGCCUGGAAGUCAACUUUGCUCUUGGUACCAAUAUUUCCACUACGUCCACUGAAGAUUUCAGUGGUGCUAUUGCCGCGGCCAAUGCAUCCGAUGUGGUCAUCUACAUGGGUGGCAUCGAUAACACACUAGAGGAAGAGGCUCUAGAUCGGGAGAACAUUACUUGGCCCGGCAAUCAGCUCGACCUGAUCGCGGAGCUGGCAACUAUGGGCAAACCGGUCGUGGUCCUGCAGAUGGGGGGCGGCCAAGUUGAUUCUUCAACGCUCAAAAACAACCCCAACAUCAGUGCUUUGGUCUGGGGUGGUUAUCCAGGACAAGCAGGAGGCGCUGCCAUUGUUGAUAUUCUGACCGGCAAACGAGCCCCAGCCGAUUUCGUCGAUGCAUUCAACCAGACAAUCAUGGACCUGCGCCCUAACAGCAGCAAUGGCAAUCCUGGCCAGACCUACAUGUGGUACACUGGCACCCCAGUAUACCCCUUUGGCGCUGGAGAAUUUUACACCAAUUUCUCCCUGGCACUCGGAGCUACACCAACCCUUACAGCAUGGGAUACCAUCAACGUGACGUCCCAAGCGCACCCAGGGUACGACUACGUCGAGAUGGUACCUUUACUCAACCUGACAUUUGCCAUCACCAACACGGGAUCCGUCACGAGCGACUAUAGCGCGAUGCUGUUCGCCAACACCACGAACGCCGGACCGGCCCCUUACCCUAACAAGUGGCUCGUUGGGUUUGAUCGGCUGUCGAUUAUUGCACCUGGUGAGACCGCGUCGAUGACCAUACCGGUCCCGAUCGGUACGCUUGCAAGGUUCGACGACAAGGGUAAUACAGUGCUGUAUCCGGGUAUAUAUGAUUUGGAGCUGAAUAACGAGAGGAGUGUCGUUGUUCGGCUUACAUUCACCGGGCCGGCAGUGACCUUGUCGGUGUGGCCUCGAGACGCAUCGUAGUGAUACAAGCCCGGGGCCCCGAGCCGAGGGCGGCCAACGAUAGCUAUAGAGUGUGUGAAUAUAACAAAGCAGGC
Exophiala viscosa is the source of this 2249-nucleotide messenger RNA. Its product is annotated as xylan 1,4-beta-xylosidase Talaromyces emersonii. NCBI's taxonomy places the organism in Eukaryota, Fungi, Ascomycota, Eurotiomycetes, Chaetothyriales, Herpotrichiellaceae. Gene Ontology annotation, biological process: arabinan catabolic process; xylan catabolic process. The record is from RefSeq and is a predicted model, not a curated record. The transcript has 5 exons. Gene Ontology annotation, cellular component: plant-type cell wall. Gene Ontology annotation, molecular function: alpha-L-arabinofuranosidase activity; xylan 1,4-beta-xylosidase activity. The coding region runs from base 1 to 2175 and encodes 724 amino acids.